Messenger RNA from Austrofundulus limnaeus, 4803 nucleotides. RefSeq names its product plexin C1 (gene plxnc1). Gene Ontology annotation, biological process: regulation of cell shape; positive regulation of axonogenesis; regulation of cell migration. NCBI's taxonomy places the organism in Eukaryota, Metazoa, Chordata, Actinopteri, Cyprinodontiformes, Rivulidae. The transcript has 31 exons. The record is from RefSeq and is a predicted model, not a curated record. Gene Ontology annotation, cellular component: semaphorin receptor complex; plasma membrane. Bases 173 to 4681 code for a protein of 1502 amino acids. Gene Ontology annotation, molecular function: semaphorin receptor activity; protein binding.
UCCAAAUCUCCAGAAACCAGAUGUUACCUCACAGGUCUGCAGUUUCCAGUGCUGCUGGGUUUUUCUUCCUCCCACUUUCAACACUUCUCCUUUUCACCGAUGCGCCUUUAUGUACAGAGCACAAAGUGUCCUGCAGUCUGGGUCUGACUGAGUCCGGCUCUGAUGUUCCAGGAUGAUCCUGCUGCUCGGUCUGCUGUGGUCCUUCUGGACAGAACCAGUCCUGUCUCURCAGGACGGAGAUUUCAGUUUUGAUGAAGAUAUUCGUCACUUCGAGGUGUCCAACGUCUCUGUCUUCAUCUCCACAGAGAAGAAGCUGUACCAGCUGAGCCAUGACCUGACUCCGGUCUGGACGCUGACUCAGAGGGGGUUCAUGAAGGACGGGGACCAGCCUGUGUUUCAUCGGGACUCUGAGGGGAACACAACCUUUACCGUCAACACAUUGUUACCUUUUGUUAGGAAUGGAUCACUGAUCAGCUGUGGAGUUGUUGAUCCUAAGUGUGGUUUCUGUGAGAUCAGGGACUUGAAAAACAUCUCUACAAUUCUGCAUGGAGAACACAUCCAGGUGGGACCCCUGAGGACCAGCAGUGGGUCUGUUGGGUUCAUGGUGGAUGUGAAGAAAGAUGCAACAAAGAUGGAGACUUAUAUUCUGACUGCGUUCAAAGAAAAAARCAAAGAUGAGACAGAGAAAUGUCCCUCUGAUAAUAAAAUGGUUAACCUUCAUGAUACAGAUAAUAAUGAAUGGAGAGAAAUAUUUUCUCUACAAGAUUCAUCAGGAACUCCUGGGAUCAAUAGUGAUCAUGAUGUGGAUUUUGURGAUGGAUUUCAGAUCAAUUCAACAGUUURUCUUCUCUCCAACGUGGUGUCAAAGMCCAGACGGAUCCGUCUCCUUUGGUUUCAGGGUAAAGACAGUAAAUCUGACACUCUGAGGUCUCUGCGUGGAGCGACUCUCCAGGUCUCUGCAGAUCCAGGCAGCAAACUGUUGGCUUCCUCAGUCAUCCCGGGGGSGCAGCAGGUUCUGUGGAGCGGGGUGUUCAUUGUGGACCAAGGAGGAACUGAAACCCAGCUGGUUCUGUUUGACAUCAGCCCUGACCUCAGCAACAAUCCAAACACAGAUCCAGACUUUUCUUAUGGAUCUGGAAGCUCAAGACAGUCGGAACCAAAGGUGCUGAAACCGAAGGCGGUGAUCCUGAAGAAGAACCACAUGAGCUCGGUUUUGGCACUGAGGCAGAGGGGUUGGAUAGUUUUCCUGAUCGGGACGUCAGACGGGCAGCUCAUCAAGAUUGCUGCGGACAGGAACUACCAUCCCACCUGUCCAAAGGUGCUCUACAGGGCCAGUGGAGACCAGAACCUGUUUCCUAAAACCCAUCUGGAUCCAGUGGAUCAGAAACAUGUCUAUGUGCCGUUUAAAAACCAGAUUAAACGCGUUCUGAUAUCAAACUGCCGCCUGAGCAGAACCCUGCAGGAGUGCUGGUCCGCUCAGGAUCCGUUCUGUGUGUGGUGCGUCUCCAAGAACAGCUGCGAGGUCCAGGACGACUGCAGAGGCCAGGACUGGGUGUCCAUCCCCGAUGAAGCCCAGCAGAAGAUGGUUUCUCACAGAGUUCUGGAGGGUCCGAGCGGAAAGAUGAAGCUGAUCGUCCAGACCCACCUGUCUCUGAGCCUGAAGACUGACUUAAACUUUGCCUGCAAUUUUAUUUCAUCCUCCGGGAAGCUUUGUGAAACAACCGAGCCAAUUUACCCACAAUGCACCUGCAUCCUCUCUGGUCCUCUUCCUGCUGAGGACGUCACUGUGAAGAUCAGAGUUGGCCAAGUGAAUCUAACGGAGAGACUGAAGCUGGUCAACUGCUCCAGUAUUCAGGGACAAACAAGUUCUCACCUGUGUCAGCGAUGCAUCAGGGCCGGCUGUGGAUGGAGAGGCAACAGCUGCUCCUGGGCCAGUCAACAAGUGCAGAAUGAAACAGUUUGCCAAAACGUGGAGCCUGAGACGACCUCUCCUAGGCCUGAGAUCUCCUCCAUCACUCCCAGCAUCGUGUCUUUCUACGGCAGAAACCACGCUUUGCUGUUGGGUCAGAACCUCCAGGAUGUGGUCGGCGUGAGGAUCCAGGCAGAUAUGAACUGUAACUCACAGGAAUCUUCUGUGUGGAACAACACCGGUGAGAGUCUGACCUUCCACAUUCCCAGAACUGAAACUAAAGGUGUGGUCAAAGUGUGCGCUCUCCUCGCAGACGGCAGCUGCCACAGCAGCGCUACAAUCGCCUACCAGUCGUCACCUGUCUGCACCGACAUCCAACCAAACAGCACCUGGAUCAGUGGGAGGAGGGCACUCACAAUCAUUGGGACCCACCUGGAUUUUGUGGAAGGGGUGACACAUGACCACGCCCUUCAGCAAGUUAUUCUUCCCAGGAAAAGCAGCUUUCAGAAUCUCACCUAUGAAACACCUGCAGCUGAAAACACUCGAAUUUCCAGCCAAUCGGUGUAUUUAAAAGUAGCCAAUCAGACGUUGCCCUGCUCCGUAAAAAUCACCUACCACCCAGACCCGGAGUUCACCAGCUUCACCGCUACGCAGGUCGGAGAUGACAUCCAAAUCGUUAUUCAGAAAAAGGCAGAUCAGCUGAAUAUAACGAAGGACGAGUUGCUGGUGUGGGCCGUCCAGGAUGGGAACCAACAUCCCUGCAUCAUGAAGGACAAAGAAAGCAGCAACAAAACCGAGUCUUUUACCUGCGAUAUCUCAAGAAUACACAACGGUAACAUCAAGGAGUUAAAGAUCCAGUACGGAGGUCAGCUCAAAAACCUGAAGAACUCAGAUUCACUGCUGAUUGUUAUGCUGCUUCUUCUGCUGCUGAUUCCCGUCAUCGUCAUCGUUGUAGUGUUUGUUUACCGAAGCAAACAGAAGCAGUUCACAGAGAAGAUGAACAAGAGGAUGGAGGACAUCGAGAUCGGCAUCAGAAACGACAUCAGACAAGGUUUUGUGGAUCUGCAGACGGAGAAAGCUGACCUGAUGGAGAACGUUGGAGCCAUUCCUUUCCUGGACUACAAACACUUUGCUUCCAGGAUCUUUUUUCCUGAGAGUGAACCUUUGAUAGCGCUGUGCGUCAAAGACAUCGGUCAGGAUGUGCAGACGGUUCAGCUGGAUGAGUGCUGUCAGGGUUUGUCGCAGCUGAUCCAGAACCAGUUGUUCCUCACCACCAUGGUGCACGCCUUGGAGGAGCAGAAAAGCUUCAACGUCAAAGACAAGUGCUCGCUGGCGUCUCUGCUCACCGUGGCGCUCCACAGCGACCUGUCGUACCUGACGGAGGUGAUGGAGGUCCUGCUGAAGGACCUGAUGCAGCAGAACAGCAACGCUCAGCCCAAACUGCUGCUGAGACGCACCGAGUCCACUGUGGAGAAGCUGCUGACCAACUGGAUGUCCAUCUGCCUCUACGGCUUCCUGCGGGAAAGUGUGGGCCAGCACCUGUUCCUGCUGGUGAGCGCUCUGACGCAGCAGGUCUCUAAGGGUCCAGUGGACUGUGUGACGGAGAAGGCUCUGUACACGCUGAGCGAGGACUGGCUGCUGUGGCAGGCACAGGACUUCAGCUCCUUGAAGCUGAAGGUGCUGUUCGCUGUGGGCAGUGACGGCGGGGUGAGCGAGCCUCUGGAGGUGAACGCUCUCAGCUGCGACACGGUGGAGCAGCUGAAAGAAAAGAUCCUGUCCUCCUUCAAAACCAAGUUCGGUUUCCCGUACGGCAGCGGGCUCAGAGACGUCUGGGUCGAGUACGAGAAGGACGGGCGUUUCCUUCCUCUUCAGGACGUGGAUUCCAGCUCGGAGGUCAUCGGGGACGUGACGAAGCUCAACACGCUGUGGCACUACCAGGUUACAGACGGAGCAACAAUCAAGCUGUUUUCAAAAAAAGUUCAUCCUCCUCUGAGCCCACAGAGCAGUCUGAAAGAUGAUGUGAACUUCUCUAGAAAAUACUUCCACUUGAUCGAUCCUGAUGAAGACGAGGCUCAAACCACGAAUCCAGAGAAGAAGAAGUUAAAACUGAAGGAGCUUCACCUCACUAAGCUGCUGUCCACCAAGGUGGCCGUUCACACGUACGUGGAGAACCUCUUCAGGUCCAUCUGGACCCAGAGCAGAGCGCCGCACGCCGUUAAAUACUUCUUCGACUUCCUGGACUCUCAGGCGGACAACAUGAAGAUCACCGACCCGGACGUUCGACACAUCUGGAAGACCAACAGCCUGCCGCUGCGCUUCUGGAUCAACAUCCUGAAGAACCCCCAGUUUGUUUUUGACCUGGAGAAGACGCCACACGUGGACGCCUGCCUGUCCGUCAUCGCUCAGGCCUUCAUGGACUCCUUCUCUCUGAGCGACGUUCAGCUGGGGAAGCACGCGCCCACCAACAAGCUGCUCUACGCCAAGGACGUCCCCAAGUUCAAACAGGAAGUAAAGGAUUACUACAAACAGAUCAGAGAGCAGACCACCAUCACACACGCCGAGUUCAAGGACUUCCUGCUGGGAGAGUCAAAGAAACAUGAAAACGAGUUUAAUGAAGCUGCAGCCCUGAAGGAGCUCUACAAGUUCAUCCAGCGGUACUACACCGAGAUCAGAGAACAGCUGGAUCAGAACGGAGCUCCUGCUGAGCUGACAGAACAGCUGCUGCACGUCAAACAGCUGUUUGAUGGACUGAAGAGCUGCUCCUGGACCUGACCCAGUCCAGGUACCAGCUGCAGGUCUGAGAGCUGCUGUUGAAGCACCGCUAAACCCUGAGCAGCUGCUUCAUGUGCUGCAAGAACAAAAUGUCAAUAAAGUUUUUAUUUUUAUAAAUAAAA